CGCCCUGUGUCACAGGGCACCACACAGUAGUCCCUGAUAGGGAACAGGCCUUUGGUACAUCUCCCCUCCACCCCCCACCCAGGGUUACAGGGUAUCAACCGAUGCUUAUCAUGUCGCAAGACACUAAUCUCACUCCUUUUGAACAGCACACAACGCUUACAAUGCUGCCACCCGCACUAUCCACAUUGAGUGGUUUCACUACUACGACACCGCAGCGCCGGCAAGCAUUAAAGGCAAGCCGAGCACACCUACGAAG
Pelobates cultripes (western spadefoot toad) is the source of this 256-nucleotide messenger RNA. The record is from the annotation of a GenBank genome assembly. NCBI's taxonomy places the organism in Eukaryota, Metazoa, Chordata, Amphibia, Anura, Pelobatidae.